Molecule: messenger RNA, 822 nt
Organism: Verticillium alfalfae VaMs.102
Lineage: Eukaryota; Fungi; Ascomycota; Sordariomycetes; Glomerellales; Plectosphaerellaceae
Product: non-specific lipid-transfer protein
Exons: 1
Coding region: 1-822 (273 amino acids)
Molecular function (GO): acyltransferase activity, transferring groups other than amino-acyl groups
Source: RefSeq, a predicted model, not a curated record
AUGGCGCCCAAGCCCAAGGCUCCCAGCUACGUCCUCGGCGUUGGCAUGACCAAGUUCAUCAAGCCCCGUGGCAAGGUCGAUUACACCGAACUCGGUUUUGAGGCUGGCGUCAAGGCCAUGCUCGAUGCCCAGAUCAACUAUGAUGAUGUCGAGCAGGGCGUGGCCUGCUACUGCUACGGCGACUCGACAUGCGGCCAGCGUGUCUUCUACCAGUUCGGCAUGACCCAGAUUCCCAUCUACAAUGUCAACAACAACUGCUCCACAGGGUCGACCGGCCUCGCCAUGGCCCGCCAGUUUGUGAGCUCGGGCGCUGCCGACUGCGUCCUCGUCGUCGGCUUUGAGAAGAUGAUGCCCGGCAGCCUGCAGAGCUUCUUCAACGAUCGUGAGAACCCCACCGGCACGACCGUCAAGAUGAUGGCCGAGACGCGCGGCAUCACCAAGGCCCCUGGCGCCGCGCAAAUGUUCGGCAACGCCGGCCGUGAGUACAUGGAGAAGCACGGCGCCGAGGCCCGCGACUUUGCCGAGAUUGCCCGCGUCAACCACGAGCACUCGACCCUUUUUUUUGUACUCGCAGUUCCAGGACGUCUACACGCUCGACCAGAUCCUCGACGCUCCCAUGAUCCACGCGCCCCUGACGAAUCUGCAGUGCUGCCCGACCUCGGUUUGUUGUGGGGCGCGAGACGACGUUGUCUCGCAGGCCUUCCUCGACGCCCGCCCCCACCUCAAGAGCCAGGCCGUGCUCAUCGCCGGCCAGUGCAUGGUCACCGACGCCCCCUCGCUCUUCUUCCGCAGCGCCAUCGACCUCAUGGGCUUUCUAGAUGA